AUGGGUAACUCUGCGUCCAAAGCCGCUCGUACCCUACCAAAAACGCCUUCUGCUGCUCGAGCAGCGCCACCAUGGGCAGGCGCCCGUACACCGGGUCCAACAGAUGUUGGGCCGGGACCUAAUGCCGUGCAACCCGGGCCUCAGAGGCAUCCUGUUGCCCGCGCAAGCGAGCUCAAAGACGAGGAUAUUGAACGGGACGCAUCUGACCCGCAGCUUUUGGCAAACUUGCGCGAACUGGGACAAGUGAAAGUAGAUCAUCGUAUGGAGACCGAGAGGACGCAUGCCGCUGUGCAGAAAGCUUUUGAGUCUCGUGCUCGCGCAGAGGCGGACGCCGCAGGCGCAACUACCCCGCGCAACCGUCUAUGGGGCUACGCUCUCGCCACGCUACUUGAACAGCGUCUAUCCGUCAAAUCUGACCAGGAGUUGUCGAACCUUGCGAACAAGUUCAAUAUGGAUGGCGCUGUUCUGGCAAGAUUGGCGAAGACGGUCAACGUUCCCAGCAUCAAAGAAGGAAGCGAGAGGAGGGAGGUGGACAGCCAAGGGAAUGCGUCAGAGACCGUUGUAGCUGAAUGGCGUGAACCCGUACUUGACAGCGCGGACGGCGCCGCACGGAUUGCCAGCUGA
Peniophora sp. CBMAI 1063 is the source of this 624-nucleotide messenger RNA. The record is from the annotation of a GenBank genome assembly. Lineage: Eukaryota; Fungi; Basidiomycota; Agaricomycetes; Russulales; Peniophoraceae.